Molecule: messenger RNA, 1346 nt
Organism: Zingiber officinale
Lineage: Eukaryota; Viridiplantae; Streptophyta; Magnoliopsida; Zingiberales; Zingiberaceae
Exons: 7
Coding region: 462-962 (166 amino acids)
Cellular component (GO): mitochondrion
Source: RefSeq, a predicted model, not a curated record
CUUCUCACGCGUAGCAACCCUAAAUUGCUGCCGCCGCCUUCUUCGACAGCGCGCAAGCUUCCCGAUCAGGCCACGCCGGAGCGCCUACGACGUCGUUUCCAAUUCAUCAGGAGAUAAUCAUUUCCGAUCCGUUCCGUUCCGACGUUCCGAUCCGUUCUUUUACUAUUAUAACGUCCGAGAACGGCGUGAGGCGUUCCCGUGCCUGUUCCGGCCGUUCCACGCCCGUUCCGACGUGCGUCAACCCGUCAACCCGCAAUCUGCUAGGGAUCCGAUUGUGGAUUCCCUAUAUAACCCUCUCUAUUUCACUGCGCCGCCACCACCAUCCAAACCAAACCCUUUUGAGAUUUGCGUCUAAAGCAGGCCUGGGCAGAUCGAUUUAAUUCUGAGCGACGAUCCAAAAGAAACCGUCUCUUGGUAGCAGAUUUUCUUGCGGAGUGAAAUGUUCCAGUUUGGCCGAAGAAAUGAGGAUUAAGUCGAGAAUAAUUUGGCUUACCCAUGGAACUGCAGGAAGAAGAAAAAAAAAACAUUCUGAUGUUUUUAGGUUUGGAAUGGGAGGUAUUGGAAAGAUUUGUUUGGUUAGAAGAUUAGAGGCUCAAGGUUUGCCUCCUAAUCAAGCAUACAUAAUCAUAUCAACAUUGACGACAUUUUUGAAUACUAAUUUAGAUCAUUUGACACAAUCUGUUGUGUCAAAGUCGGCAAUCAAUGAGUUUAAGGCGGAACAAAAUUCUGAUCUAUCCCAAUUCAAGUUAAAAAUGAAACACAUGCAGGAUGGUCAUUUUAAUUCGGUGGAACGAAAAAAUGAAAAACUGGAGAGAGAUUUUAAGAAAUUGGUUAUUAAAUUAACUAACAAAUUUAACCGGGAAAUUAUUGAAGUGGAAGCAGGACUGGAAGCUGGAAAAUUUGAGCUUAUGAAGAAAAUGAAAAAUUGGAGAGAGAUUUUAAGAAAUUGGUUAUUAAAUUAACAAGCAAAUUUAACUGGGAAAUUAUUGAAGUGGAAGCAGGACUGGAAGCUGGAAAAUUUGAGAUUAUGAAGUAUUGUGUUGGUACUUUUGUUUCAGCACGAUCAAUUUGUCUUGCAUUCGUGCUAUUUUGGAAGUAGAAAUUAAAAGUAGACUUUGUUUGAUGACAAUAGUUGCUUUUGCAAUUAUGUGUUUUUAAAUGUAGAAAUUAGGACUACUUUAUUUAGGGUUAAGAAUUAUUAAAUACUGUGUUGGUACUUUUAUCUUAGUGACAACAGAUGCUCAACUUGUUAUUGGGCAUUUUUUUGGAGUAGAAAUUAUGGGUCGAUGAUGACUGGAUUAUAACUGAAUAUGAUAAUUAUCUUUAGAAACAUCCCUUUUACUUGC